UAGAUCCGAAGUGCUUUCUUCUUGAGCAGACACACAAUCUCUAUCCCUGGGCGUUAGCCCAGGACCAUGGCUGGUUACCGCAGCUACCUCCGGGGGGCACCUGGGCCCGGGGUCGCCCAAGAUCCAAGCCCCCUUUAAGUCUGGAUUUGGGGAGCGCAAGCAGGAGAGCGCACGGAGAAAGUGACAAACUCACGCCUGCGCCCAGCUGGGUGCUCAUACUGGGCCAGGAGGCAGGGAGGGGACAGCCCAAACUCUCUCAGCCUCACUCCCAGUGAUAACCUGCAGCUAUGGAGUCGCCCACCAAGGAGAUUGAAGAAUUUGAGAGCAACUCGCUGAAAUACCUGCAACCCGAACAGAUCGAGAAAAUCUGGCUUCGGCUCCGAGGGCUGAGGAAAUAUAAGAAAACAUCCCAGAGGUUACGGUCUUUGGUCAAACAAUUAGAGAGAGGGGAGGCGUCAGUGGUAGAUCUUAAGAAGAAUUUGGAAUAUGCAGCCACAGUGCUUGAAUCUGUAUACAUUGAUGAAACCAGGCGACUCCUGGAUACGGAGGAUGAGCUCAGUGACAUUCAGUCAGAUGCGGUGCCUUCUGAAGUCCGAGACUGGCUGGCGUCCACCUUCACACGGCAGAUGGGGAUGAUGCUCAGAAGGAGCGAGGAGAAGCCGCGGUUCAAGAGCAUCGUCCAUGCAGUCCAGGCGGGGAUAUUCGUGGAGAGAAUGUAUAGACGGACAUCAAACAUGGUUGGACUGAGCUACCCAGCAGCUGUUAUCGAAGCCUUAAAGGAUGUGGACAAGUGGUCCUUUGAUGUCUUUUCCCUCAAUGAAGCCAGUGGGGAUCAUGCACUGAAAUUCAUUUUCUAUGAAUUACUCACACGCUAUGAUCUGAUCAGCCGUUUCAAGAUCCCCAUUUCUGCACUGGUCUCAUUCGUGGAGGCCCUGGAAGUGGGAUACAGCAAGCAUAAAAAUCCUUACCACAACUUAAUGCAUGCUGCCGACGUCACACAGACCGUGCAUUACCUCCUCUAUAAGACCGGAGUAGCGAACUGGCUGACGGAGCUGGAGAUCUUUGCGAUCAUCUUCUCAGCUGCCAUCCAUGACUAUGAGCAUACCGGAACCACCAACAAUUUCCACAUUCAGACCCGGUCUGACCCAGCUAUUCUGUACAACGAUAGAUCUGUAUUGGAAAAUCACCAUUUAAGUGCAGCCUAUCGCCUUCUGCAAGAGGAUGAGGAAAUGAAUAUAUUGAUCAACCUCUCAAAGGAUGACUGGAGGGAGUUUCGGACUUUGGUAAUUGAGAUGGUGAUGGCCACGGAUAUGUCCUGUCAUUUCCAACAAAUCAAAGCGAUGAAGACUGCUCUCCAGCAGCCGGAAGCAAUAGAAAAACCGAAAGCAUUAUCCCUGAUGUUGCACACAGCAGACAUUAGCCAUCCAGCAAAAGCGUGGGAGCUCCAUCAUCGCUGGACGAUGUCACUCCUGGAGGAGUUCUUCAGACAGGGUGACAGAGAAGCAGAGCUGGGGCUGCCUUUUUCUCCUCUGUGUGACCGAAAGUCAACCAUGGUUGCUCAGUCACAAGUAGGUUUUAUUGAUUUCAUUGUGGAACCCACCUUCACUGUGCUCACGGACAUGACUGAAAAGAUCGUGAGUCCGUUAAUUGAUGAGACCUCCCAAACUGGUGGGACAGGACAGAGGCGAUCGAGUUUGAACAAUAUCAGUUCAGCAGGUGCAAAGCGGUCGGGUGUCAAGAGCACUGGCUCAGAAGGAAGUGCCCCAAUCAACAAUUCCGUCAUCCCUGUUGACUAUAAGAGUUUUAAAGCCACAUGGACUGAGGUGGUGCACAUCAACCGGGAGCGAUGGAGGGCCAAGGUGCCCAAAGAGGAGAAGGCCAAGAAGGAAGCAGAGGAAAAGGAUCGCCUGGCCGCAGAGGAGAAGCAAAAGGAGAUGGAAGCCAAAAGCCAGACUGAAGGCGCAGCUGGCAAAGCUGAGAAAAAGACGUCGGGGGAAGCUAAGAAUCAAGUCAGUGGAACCCGCACAAACAGAAGCGACAAGCCUCUGGGGAAGAAUUCCAAAGCUGAGAAGCCGUCAGGAGAAAAGCAACAGAAUGGUGACUUGAAAGAUGGUAAAAAUAAGACAGACAAGAAGGAUCAAUCAAAUGUCGGAAAUGAUGCAAAGAAAACAGAUGAUUCAGAAGAGUAAAAACACCUCAUAUACAAUCAAAGAGGCUGCCAAUGUCUUGCAUCAUUUUAGCUGAGCUUCUUCAUUCUCCUUCUUCCACAAAGACCCCUAUCUGGGGAAGGUGUACAACUUUCAAAAACAAGCCCCCACACUUGGCCUUCUCUCAUGCCAUCUCCUCCCAGGAGAUGACUCUCUUGGAGCUGGUUCCAGGUCUUAGAGCUCUGGGGGAUUUCCCCCCAAGCAAACAAAACAACUUCAGAUUUUUGCACAAACAGAAACAAAACAUGAAGGGACUUCCUCAGAAUCCUUUGCUAAUGCCCUGGCUUUCAAGGCACCUGUCUGGCCUGAUGAGAAUGGACAUCCUGGAUGUGCUGAGAGAGGCUUGAAAAAGCCACACACUCAGUAAUUGCCAUUUCAUUACUGUCAAUGCCAUUACUUUAAAUGUUGUUAUUUUUACACUGGCUGCUGAUGGUGGAUACAGCCAUGCUGGCCUUCAUCACAGCUAAGAUGAUGAUUCUAGUCUCUGGUUGUUCCUUUCCUGAGUCAGGAACAUUCUUUUUCUGCAGUUUCCUUUCAGACUUAAAAAUUGUUCUUAUGCUUUUCUUUCCAUUUAUACACUAUGAAAUUCUUUUUGUUUUAUAAAAAAGGAGAUUUUCCUAUAGGAA
Molecule: messenger RNA, 2833 nt
Organism: Ceratotherium simum simum (southern white rhinoceros)
Lineage: Eukaryota; Metazoa; Chordata; Mammalia; Perissodactyla; Rhinocerotidae
Source: RefSeq, a predicted model, not a curated record